Messenger RNA from Gigantopelta aegis, 2420 nucleotides. RefSeq lists its product as uncharacterized. NCBI's taxonomy places the organism in Eukaryota, Metazoa, Mollusca, Gastropoda, Neomphalida, Peltospiridae. The record is from RefSeq and is a predicted model, not a curated record. The transcript has 5 exons. The coding region runs from base 434 to 2203 and encodes 589 amino acids.
CGGGGAGUGCUAACGGUCCACUGGUUAUGGGGCGCAAUACUUGCCUUGCCCCGGGAGCUGGCACCCAAACGUCAUCUUGCAUUUUGCCUAGUGUAAUUAAUUGUGGUCUGAUACCUUUUUCGGUCGAUCGGCAUUAUCUACAUUAUUUUUUUUUUUUUUUUUUUGUGUGUGAUUUUUUUAAAACGUUAGGGUCGCACGGUUUUUGUAAGGACGGCCGGGUAAUCGGAACCACAACUAUUAUUUUGUUUAACCUAAUAUCAGUUUUCAUUUUUGUUAUAGUUAACGUUAUUGUCAAUGAGAAUAAAUUUUAUGUGAGAGAACCUUUAAGCCCAUUGUUGACGAAGGUCAGUGGCCUACUUUAACUGUGUACUGAUUAUCAGUAUUUAAGCCGAUCGGGACGGACGGAAAGAAGACCCUCAUUAGAAAACAGAACAUGGAUGCUUUUAUAAAAUAUUUGCGCGAUGUUCGUCGCCUGCCAGAGGGAACCAUCAUUAGAAUGGACGCUGACAAGAUUGACCCUAUUGUCAUUCGAGCUAUGAGCGACGACCAGCUGGCUAGGUAUAUCGAUACACCAGGAGACAGGAUAGCCGUGAGGCAGUUCUGUGAAAAACCUGCAGCAGAAGUAUCUACCAGUGGUCUUGUCAACCUGGCAAUAAACGUCGAACAGAACCUAGGGAAACACACAGAAAUCGCUGAACCCAGCGAGGCAGUUACUCCGGCGAAACGUCCCAAGAUCGCCGAAAAUCAAAGUGCAAGUAAAGAAAUGAAAAGCUACCAAUUAAUCUGGAAAAACUUUGAUCGAGGCCAGUUUCGUUUAGUGACGCAGAAUAAUGGUGGUGGAACCAGAUGUCUUAAGGAUAACAAAAAUAUCACUAUUAAGAAAAUUAAAACAGAAGCUAUAAAACUAUUUUUCCCAAAUCGUAUUUCCAAGUUUGGUAGGGUAGAUGAAUUUAAUAUGAAGAUAAAAGAUAUGAACGGUGAGAAUAUUUUUCUGAAGACCACAUUAAUUGAUCUGUAUGAAAAGUACAAGGUGAAAAUGAUGAAAAUAUACCUGUAUACAAAGAAGCACGAAUCUGCAGGUCCAGCCACAGAUCCCAUGACAUCUUCUACAUACAUCGGGGCAGACUCUUUAGAGUCGACGUCUGCUAUCUUAGGUAAAACAAACGGCGACGAAAGUUUGCCUGUGAUUCCAGUUACACCAAAGAGGCCAACGGUUACGGUGAAAUUGCACCGAGGUCAUGUCUUCAACGAUCUGAAUGAUGCAGUGAAAAACGGCGAGCUCGGGAUGAACACGGUAGCUGUAGAAGUGCAGAUGCUGAUGCCAAACGGAGAUUUUGAGAUAAAAGAUGUAAGUGGAGAAAUAUGGCGCGAGGCACUAACCGAAUAUUGGGAAACAUUUUACAGACAAGCAACCAGAGGCAGCGUUGUCAAAGUCCCUAAGAUUUGUCAUGACAUGAAAGACAAAUGGGAAAAUGUGGCAACAAUAAUGGUCAUUGGACACAAAACUGUUGGAUAUUUCCCAAUAUCCAUUGCAAAGCCGUUUCUAGAAUACUGUCUCGGAGAAGACACGACUGACCAAUGUCUGAACAACGCCUAUCAGCAAUUUGUACCAGAGCACGAAAAGGUGUUCGUAAAAUCAGAGAAGUACAGUAAUGAUGAAUCCUUCAGACAUUUUUUGAAUGCCCAUGGCGUGGAGUGCGCCGAGGUUGAUAACUGGCUGAAACUCCGACAGGAACUUGCCCACAAGGAGCUCAUUCAAGAACCGGCGUAUGUCUCACAGUGCUGGGGUAGGAUUCUUCAAUGUCACCUUCAGGUUCCCUAUGGAGGAAUUGGUGAGCUGAUUGCACCCCUGAUACCAAGUACCAGAAAUGUCUUCCAGCAUUUGAAGUUUGGACCGAAUAUGGAUCCGACAGAUCGAAACUGUGCCGAGUACCUGAAGGAAUUCGUUAGAAACAGUUCUGUGGAUGAUAUCAAAAGAUUUCUUCGAUUUUGUACAGGCACAGAUAUCCUGAUUUGUCGCACAAUAAAAGUGCAAUUUGUAAAGUAUCAAAGUGUCUACCCUCGCACUCCAGUGGGACACAAAGACCGAUGUGUUCUGGAGCUUCUCAACGACUACCAGUCGGCGCACGACAUGUCCCAAGAUUUCCAGAAGAGAUGCUACACAUUGACAAGGAAAUGGUCUACUGUUACGUCUACUCUAUAAAUGGUAUACUGUUACGUUACUCUAUAUUUAUAAACUUAAAGCCAUAUCCUAUUUUUCGAAUGAUAACAUUCUUAGGGAGUGAAUUUUGUCAAUUCACAUACGUGGAAAAUCGAUUUAAAGUCAUCUAAUUGGCUGCUCCAUAGCCAUGACCUAGACGCCAAACCCACACUAUCCAGUGAAAUUAUUACCACCGAAACAGAUAAAGUUUCAUUGGAAA